AUGCCCUCAAAUCCUGCGCCGUCCUCGAAGAAAAGAAAACGCGAUGAUCCAUCUCACGAAAGCCUUUCAUUUGAAUUAGAUCCCUCCUCAUCUACUGGAACAACAGCAUCAGGUCCUUUAUUGGGCACUUUUCCAGCUCUCCAAGCUCCAAAAGACACACCUUUCAAGUGUUACGGUCGAAAGAAAGCGAAAAAAGAUAAGGAUGAUGAUGGCGGAAAGUACGAACAUACUUUGGUUGUAGGGGAGGCUUCAGCCGUCGAAUUCAUCUCCAACGAAGAAGAAAGCAAACGAGCUGCUGAUUCUGGAUGCAGUUAUCUCUUGGCUGUCCGUGACCCUCGAACUUCCACGAUCAAGAUUCUUCCUUCCCCAAAGACACCCUAUAUACUCACACGAACAGUCAAAGCCCUCAAAUCCAUAGUACCAGCCGAUGCUCCGUCUACAUUGGCGUAUAGAGAAGCUAGGACUGCUCUCGGAGAAACUUUCGGCACGAAGAAAGCAAAAGCCGCAAUUCGUGCCCAGGAACGAAAUCGCGUCGAUGUCAGCGCUAUGCAAGGCGUGAUGCAACAUGUAGUGGACGGUAUUGACAUAAAGGCUGAAGGACUAUUGACAAAAGAAGAAGCAAAGGACUUGGCUGACUCUUCCCGUCUCGUGCCGCCUUUCUCUGCUACGGCUACCGAGCCUGGAGACAUAUAUCCCUUGAACGACAUCAUCCCGGACGCUGAAAUGAAGGCACUCAACAUCUUACCCAUUGAACAGAAUCUCAAGCACAAUGAUCACGUUGGUAUGCUGUUCUGGAAACAUUGCAAGUGGGUCAACGAUCAUCUUAAACGCGUGGGUCAAGAAGAAGAAAAGCGUAAGGCUCGCAAACGCAAACUAAAAAUGUUACUCUAUGUCUCUAUAAUGUUUCUGUUCCGUCGAAUUAUCAGUCACCCAAAGGGUCUAGACAAAGAUUCGAUAAUUGAAAAGAUGAACAAUGUCCCUACCGUUGUUGUGGAUGGGCUUCUCUCUAGAUUCACGGAGACAACCAGAGGAUCUUCGGUUCACAUCCUCACCUCAUCAAUGUCCACAAAAUUUAUGGCCUACCUUCUAGCUCUCUGUCUCAGAGUGGAUGACUUUGUAUCCAAUCCAAAGACUUUAGCUGAUGACCUCAGUUUGUCUGUCACCAACGUUCAAGCCGCCUAUCGCAGUUUAGGCUGUAAAUUGAAGACCCUUUCCGAGCGCGAACGUGCCAAUCGGGGACUUUCAGACACGCUCGCUGACACCAAGUUCGCUGUGCUCACCGCUCCAGUUCAGUUUCCGAAGGUUAGAACGGGGAAGAAGAAAGCAUGA
Lentinula edodes (shiitake mushroom) is the source of this 1329-nucleotide messenger RNA. Its product is annotated as Rpa49 subunit specific to nuclear RNA polymerase I. Gene Ontology annotation, cellular component: RNA polymerase I complex. The record is from RefSeq and is a predicted model, not a curated record. Gene Ontology annotation, molecular function: DNA binding. Lineage: Eukaryota; Fungi; Basidiomycota; Agaricomycetes; Agaricales; Omphalotaceae. The transcript is spliced from 7 exons. Gene Ontology annotation, biological process: transcription elongation by RNA polymerase I; RNA polymerase I preinitiation complex assembly; nucleolar large rRNA transcription by RNA polymerase I. The coding region runs from base 1 to 1329 and encodes 442 amino acids.